Molecule: messenger RNA, 1317 nt
Organism: Fibroporia radiculosa
Lineage: Eukaryota; Fungi; Basidiomycota; Agaricomycetes; Polyporales; Fibroporiaceae
Exons: 4
Coding region: 1-1317 (438 amino acids)
Source: RefSeq, a predicted model, not a curated record
AUGCAUCGCGCUCUCUUGAUUGCCGAGCUCGUGAACAUGAUCAUGGGCAACCUUUGCGACGACGACAAUGACAUCUACUACGCUGACAUCGGAGCGUUGGCGCAGACGUGUUGGGCCUUCAGCGGACCUGCGCUAGACAUCCUAUGGCAUACACAGCCCGGCAUCGCGAACCUUGUCAAGUACAUGCCCGACGACCUAUGGGAAGAGUCGGGCGUCACGUAUCAGAAUGUCUUGCCCGAGAAGUCUCUGACGUUCCGCAGAGCUAUACUGCCCGGGGAUUGGACCCGGUUCCACGUAUACGCCCGUCGUAUCCGGCGCCUGAAGCCAGAAUCCUCAAAUUGCACCGGCCACGACAACUUGUAUACACCGGUCGUCGUCCUCGCAAACCAUGUCUACAGAGCUCUCAGCGCCUCGCGGCCACCGUCCAUCCUGUUCCCCAACAUCCGCGAACUCACUGCCUGCCGCCGCGCCUGCGCGCCCUCGUGUUUCGACUACAGCAUCAUGUUUCUCGGACCCUCCGUGACAAAAGUGAAGCUGUCGUCGUCGAUCGCCGACUCAACGCUGAACGCCUUGCUGGGGUCCCUGCCCCGCCUCUGCCCGCGACUUCAGUGUCUCAGCACGGACCUCCGGUUUAUGAGAGUGCCCCCGAAACAUCUCCCAUUCCCGCCGGGGUCCUUCGGGUCUCUCAAAAGCCUGCGGUCGUUCUCGAUCAUCUGCGACGUGCCCAUGCUCUGGGAGACGUUUGCAGAACUGUCGUCGGCGCGCCGCCUCUCUCGGCUUGCCUUCAGCUCUGAACAAUCGGCCCGCCCCCCCACGUCGACGGAGCCGGGUCUUUUGCUCGGUCGACACGAUCGCCCUCCGCAAUCGGACGGUGGAGGCUCGCACGACGCUGAUCGCGGCUUCGGCACUUCAGAAAGCUGGCGGCGAUUCGGGUCGACGCGGACGGCGGAGAGCCGAUCUCGUUCCAGGCUCGCCACCCGUCUCUCCGCGCCCCCCGCAUCGCGCUCGUCGGUACUGCGGGACCUGUACGUCCUCGCGAAUCUGCGCGUCCUCGAGGUCAGGCCGGCCGAGGUGGCCGCGAUGCUCUCGGAGCUGUUCCCCAACCUGCGCCGCAUCGUGGUCCCAGAGAACAGCAACUACGGGUUCGCUUGGGGGGACGCGGAGCGGCACCUGAAGGCAAAUGCGGCCGCCCACGCCCUACCCACCGGAGAGCAGGUGGGCUCGGAUGCGGACGUCGACUCUCCCCUAGCCGCCUCUACGCUCCCUGGUCGCGCGCGCUGUGCCAGCGCGCUGCGUGCGCCGUACGAGCACAAAUGA